Molecule: messenger RNA, 1983 nt
Organism: Limanda limanda (common dab)
Lineage: Eukaryota; Metazoa; Chordata; Actinopteri; Pleuronectiformes; Pleuronectidae
Gene: eps8l3b
Product: EPS8-like 3b
Exons: 17
Biological process (GO): regulation of Rho protein signal transduction; Rho protein signal transduction; positive regulation of ruffle assembly
Cellular component (GO): vesicle; ruffle membrane; plasma membrane
Molecular function (GO): actin binding
Source: RefSeq, a predicted model, not a curated record
AUGUAUGGAAACAUCGCCCCCUUCUCCUACUCCCCGAGGGCGGUUUUACAAGAGGAUCCCCCCCUAGAGAGGAGCUUUUUCCAGCCAGAUGACCGAAGGGGUUCUCCACUGCAGGGCAACAGCCUGACCAGACCCAGUGGAAAAUCCAUAUAUAUGCAGAGAAAAGAGUACUCUGAGAUGCUGACCAAGCAAAGGGACAACUUUCAUGUCAGAGUGGAGCAUCUGUUGACCUGUGAGCUGGACGGCAAGGAUGUCAAUAAAGUGGACGACUGCCUGGCCAAGCUGAAGUGGCUGGAUACCAAAGGUCGUCUGUGGGGACAGGAGAUGAUCAUGGAUGUUCAUGGAAGACAUCUGACGCUCAGCGACAUCGAGACCAAGGUUGAGCUGGAGGUGCUGCCUUUGAGUAGCAUCACACAAACCAGGGCUAUACUGGACAGCUGUGCCUACAACUCUCUGCUGAUGAUUGCCGUGCAGGACCAAAGCAGACGCAUCCCGCAGGUCUUCAUGUUCCAGUGUGACGAGAUCACAGCGGAUCUUCUCAAGGCAGAUCUGGAUAAAGCCGUUCAGAAGAGAGGUGAUGACGUGGAACCACGCAGGGAGCAAUCUGACAUCAGAAGUAAUCUCGAAAAUAUCAUCCGGCAACAAAGUUUUCAGCAGCGACGAAGCCCAGACACCGCCCUGCCACCUCCGGAACCACCGCUGACACGGUGGCGUAACAGAGAACAAGAGAGUACGCCUCCCCCAUGGAACUACACUCAAGAAGAAAUGCUGCCUCAUCCUGAUCUUUAUGAUUUACAGAGAAGCUCAGAGGUUCCAUCUGAGGAAACAGAAGCAGAGAGGAACACGGAGAUUUUUAACCAUGUUCUUGAUGAUUUGGAGAUUUUCCAGGACAAAUUGUCCCUUGCAACAAAUUCAGCUUCAAUGCGAAAGGACAAGAAAAACAAAAAAUCUAAGAGAACUGCUGCCAAUCUGCCGCCCAUAGAGGAGUAUAUCUCCUGUCUCCAGAAAAUCAGAUAUGGAUUCAAUCUGCUGGGUCAGCUGGAUGGGUCACUGACCAACCCCAAUGCUGCUGACUAUGUCCACAUCUUCUUCAACAGUUUGGGCAUGAUCAUUCCUCGGUACCGUGCAGACCUGGUCCCCGGUGUGGAUUGGCCCCCGAUGACGGAGGCGGCCCUGCAGCUGAUGAGGCAUGAAGUCGACCCGAAGGAGGGACGCCUGUGGUCUUCUCUGGGAGAUUCCUGGAACGUCUCCAGGUCCAGAGGGCCUCAUGAUAAUACUCCACCUUACUUCCCAGAGUUCUAUGACGGCUGGCAACCGUUUGGCCCCUCACGCAUAACCCCCCCGUUCCAUUACCAGGACAGUCAAGUGAGCAGGAGCAACAGCCAGCGUAUCCCGCCUGACCGACCAAUUUCUCCAAAGUAAAUAUGGCUGUAUGAUUGUUUGCGGACAUUUCCUCAAUUUGUACUCAGUGAGGUUAAUUGUGGUCAUCUGCCUCGCUGCUGUUUCAGCUUCGGCGAGUCACCUCAGACCAUGCGGGCCGUUUACAACUUUACGGCCAGAAACAACCGAGAGCUGAGUAUCAUGAAGGGUGACAUGGUUCAGGUGAUUCAGAAAUCCAAGCAAUGGUGGCUUGUUUGUAACGCCCGUAAUGAGCAAGGAAACGUUCCUAUGAAUGUUUUGGAGCCAAUGGGGAACGCCAGGGAAGGUACACACACACAGCAGGAUACUCGUGGCCCAGUGAUGAUGGACAUGACCUCGCCGCCUGCAGAGGUGAGAGCCUGGCUUCAGUCCAAAGGCUUCUCCAAGAUCACUGUGACCAGCCUCGGGGUGCUCAACGGUAACCUGCUGCUGGGGAUGACCAAGGACGACAUAAGGACUGUUUGUCCAGAGGAGGGAGCCAGGGUCUUCUUCCAGCUUCAGGCCAUUAAGUCGGCCAUAGCGCUCGCCAGUGAACCGUCAGGACCAUACAACGGCCGCUACUAA